UCACUCACAAAACGCGAAAGCAAAACCGAAAGUAACAACAUUGAUUUAAAGCGUAACAAUCGACGAAAAUAUGAUAGAAAAUCUAGUCCUUUUACUUUUGUUUCACUGUUGAUUCACGUUUUGGUUCAGUUUCCUUUUAUCUGUGUUGAUAGGUUUAGAGUUCUACGACUUCUGAAUUCAGAGGCGGCACUAUGGAUCCUUUUGGAAAUGAUGAGACUUGCACUCGUUUGAAAAAUGCCUUGGACAUAAAUGAUCUAAGAGAUCCUGAUGGAGAAGGAGUUGAGUUUGAAGUUGAUGAAAAUGAUUUGGCUCAAACUGAUCAAGAACAGGAUACAAACCUUCAUUGUUUUGAAAAGAACAAAGUCGCUGCCAGUAUUUGUCUCCUCUCCGACAACGAAGAUGAGGAGGACAACUUUGAAGGCGAUGGAGAGUACUUGACAGAGAAGGAGAGACUCCACAAACGUUUGCUGAAAAUGAGAGACAGUGACAUCACGCCUAACAAAGACGGAGGUGUCCUGAAAGAAAUGAAAACACCUGGAAUAGGUGGUCUUGUUGCGGAAGGCGCUUUGGUCAGCUUCCACUACAAUGCCUACACUGAUGUUGGCCAAGCUCCGUAUGAUAGCAGCAGACUCCGAGAUCAGUAUUCAAAGCUGCGUCUUGGCACAGGUCAAUGUAUUCGCGGCUUGGAGCUCGCUCUGUUGUCCAUGAAGAAACACGAGACUGCCCGUUUUCUCAUCCAUCACGACUACGCAUAUGGAGAAAUGGGCUGCCCGCCUCGCAUCCCCAAGUCCACUUCCUUGAUCUACGAUGUAGAAAUACUUUACUUUGUGGAACAAGAAGGUGUGGAAGACUACCAUAAUAUGACUGAGGAGGAAAGGAGACAGAAGCUGACGUAUGUGGACAUUGAGAAAGUGGUGAAGGCUCUGAAUGCAGAGGGAAAAGAGUACUUUGAGAAGCGUGAAUAUCACAGAGCUCUUGGUAAAUACAGAAAGGCAGAAGAAGUGCUCCAGAGAUACAAUCUGAAGAAUGAGGAGGAACAGACGCAGUGGACCAAGCAAAGCCUGAGGGUGUACCUGAACUGUGCCACCUGCUCCAACUACCUCAAGCAGUUUGGCCGCGUCAUCUCCUACUGCAACAAUGCCCUGAGGCUGGACCGCAACGCUGUGAAGGCACAUUACUUCAAGGGCAAGGCCUUACAUUCCUUGGGCAGCUUUGAGGAUGCCAAGCAGAGUUUGCGCACAGCUCGGAAUCUCAAGCCCAGUGAUAUGUUGAUCAAUAACGCGUUGAAAGAUCUAGCCAAGUCUAUCAAAGAGCACACGUCAUUUGAAAAGAGUCUUUACCGUAAGAUGUUCUCUCAGCCAGCCAGUGAUGCAGGGGAAACCUCAGGGGACAAAGAGAAAGAAGAGUCUGUGGAGAGGCCGAGUCAACCUCCGUGCUCCGAUGGUUUUAGAGCUCUUGUACAAGAACAGUUUGAGAAGUUCAAGAAUGACCCAUGCAUGACAGAGAUGCCAUUCCCAGAGCGCCAGAUGACGGAGAAUGAGAUCGCCUGCAUCCUGGAAACAGCCACUGCCCUUGGCAUGGACGUCAGGAAGCGAGGAACGGGCAACUCACUGCGGUUUGAAGUCUACAAACAGUGAACAGUCUAACUUUGAUGCUUCUCUCUGUGGACACUCAUGUAUUUCAAUGAACAAUGAAUGUGGACUAUUAUUAGUUUUGAGAUAUCAGUGGGACAGGUGAAUUUGAAAUGUAACAAUUAUGUGCCUAAUUAAUACGAAUGUAUGGGUGCUAUUUUGAGAAGCCUGAAGAUUAUCUCCUAAUUUUAUUUUGUUUUGGUUUUGUUUUGUUUUUAAUUUACAGGUAUAUGGGAGAUUUACAUCAUUUAUAAAUCAGGAAAGACUAGAGUUCCAUCUUAUUGAUUCUGGUUUAGAUCGAUAUAUAUCUGUAUCUCCACAAUUAGGAUUCAGUGGGGAACUAGUGGGCUUAGGGUAGAAAAUUGCUAUCUGCAUUUGACUGAAAUGGUAGAUGGAAUUUUUUUAACCUGGGGUAGCAAUCUGUCAGAAACUUUCCGUCUGCUCUGUGGAUGAUUGAAUGAAGAAAGAACGAAAUGAUAUCAUCAAUGCUAUGGUGCUACUCACA
Messenger RNA from Aplysia californica (California sea hare), 2136 nucleotides. Its product is annotated as inactive peptidyl-prolyl cis-trans isomerase FKBP6. The record is from RefSeq and is a predicted model, not a curated record. Bases 192 to 1637 code for a protein of 481 amino acids. NCBI's taxonomy places the organism in Eukaryota, Metazoa, Mollusca, Gastropoda, Aplysiida, Aplysiidae. Gene Ontology annotation, molecular function: protein binding; peptidyl-prolyl cis-trans isomerase activity. The transcript is spliced from 14 exons.